AUGGCGGCUACUGCAACAAGACCCCGGACCCCCGGCCGGGGCCAAGCUCCCAUCGACCCUCCUCCUGUCCCUUCGGAAAAUGGUCACUCCCAGACCAAGGAUUCUUCGCGCAGAACUUCGUCGUCCCUAGGCUUCCUGCGCCGUUCCAAGUCGACUGAACCAAUCGGGAGCAAGCCCCGUGGCAAAAAGAUGUCCAAGGCCCAGAUGGAAGAGGAGCUUCGGCGUCAGCGUGAGGCGCGGCCGAAACAACCUCCGCGUCUGCCUGACUUCUCGCCUCCUCCAGUCAUCGAAACCUUUGGGGGUGAUGAAACCCGCAAUGGUGUUGCUGACGUUACAAGCCCUCUUUCACCCAGUCAAUCUCGACCGUCCCGUAGCGCGAUGAGUACUCCGGUGCCGCCUGAUUACAGCGACCCCUACGCUCGAACCGAGAGCAUGACCCAUCGCGGCCGUUACAGCUAUGCAAGCAGCUAUGUCAGCACCGUUAACAAUCCGCGCAGACUGCGCCGCCGCAAGGACCCUACUCCGUACAAUAUCCUCGUCAUCGGUGCGCGAAACUCAGGCAAGACUUCCUUCCUUAACUUUCUCCGCAAGUCGCUGGCUCUGCCCCCGCAUAAACAUCCCUCGCGUGCGCCCGACGAAGUGGAAUAUGAUAGUCACAACCCCGCCAGCGAAGGGUACACUUCUCACUACCUUGAAACCGAGAUCGAUGGGGAGCGUGUUGGUCUGACCCUCUGGGACUCCCAGGGACUUGAGAAGAACGUCGUCGACAUCCAGCUGCGUGGUGUUACUGGGUUCCUGGAGAGUAAAUUUGAAGAAACGUUGAAUGAGGAAAUGAAAGUCGUCCGUUCUCCUGGAGCCCGCGACACUCACAUCCACUGUACUUUCUUGAUUCUCGAUCCGUCGCGACUGGAUGAAAAUAUUGCGGCUGCGGAGCGCGCCGCUCAAGGAACGCCUCGGGCGUCUGAUUCUAAAGUUUUGGGAGUCCUCGACGAAAAUUUCGAUCUCCAGGUUCUUCGUACCGUUAUCGGCAAGACCACGGUCGUUCCUGUGAUUAGCAAGGCCGAUACUAUCACCACGGCGCACAUGGCAUACCUUAGGAAAGCAGUGUGGGACAGCUUGAAGAAGGCGAACAUCGACCCUCUUGAAAUCCUUACUCUUGAAGACCAGGAGGAGUACACGUCUUCAGAGGGCGAAGACGAAGAGGACGGCGAGACUUCAGAAGCUGAAGAUGCCGCCGGCGAAACCGAAGGCGGCCACACUAAAGAGGAGACCGAGCCAAAAGCGCCAGAAUCCCCUACACAGCGCAGUGAAGGCUCUCAGCAGGACGUCGGUUCCCAGGCUGUUCCUCUACUUCCUUUCUCGAUUCUGUCCCCCGACAAAUACUCGCUCCAGGGCGAUGGUCCCAUUGGUCGCAAAUUCCCUUGGGGUUUUGCUGACCCGUACAAUCCAGAGCACUGCGACUUCCUGAAACUCAAAGACUCCGUGUUCAGCGAAUGGCGUUCUGAACUGCGUGAGGCUAGCCGUGUUAUCUGGUAUGAACGCUGGAGAACCAGCCGCCUGAACCGUCACGAUGCUAUUGCUUCGCCAAAGCCAAGAUCAUUCGGCGGCAGAACCGGCCCUGACUUUGCACGUCGGCCAAGCGGCCUCAAGCAUGCUCAAAAUGGAUGUCACUGCCAUAUUCCGGUGUCUUUGGCCCGACCCGUCUCAUUUGGUGUACCCCGGUGUCAAUCAAAUUGGAAGCUCUCAGAGCUGACCGUUGGUUAA
Aspergillus nidulans FGSC A4 is the source of this 1764-nucleotide messenger RNA. RefSeq names its product septin (gene aspE). Lineage: Eukaryota; Fungi; Ascomycota; Eurotiomycetes; Eurotiales; Aspergillaceae. Gene Ontology annotation, cellular component: septin complex. Gene Ontology annotation, molecular function: GTP binding. Bases 1 to 1764 code for a protein of 587 amino acids. The record is from RefSeq and is a predicted model, not a curated record. The transcript has 4 exons.